Molecule: messenger RNA, 2349 nt
Organism: Esox lucius (northern pike)
Lineage: Eukaryota; Metazoa; Chordata; Actinopteri; Esociformes; Esocidae
Source: RefSeq, a predicted model, not a curated record
AUGCAUUCGCCGGUUUCCUCUCUCUCCCGCCACUCGCGGGUUGUCGAGCGCCCUGAGACUUUGCCCGUUGUUACAGAUGUAAUUGCGGGGGAGUCUCAUGCCACUCUCGACGGCGAUAUCGAACAGAACAAUCUUGCCUACUCUGCCCGGCAUCUCCUUAGCUACGCGUCCCCGCUCAGGGUGCAACGUCCGCGUAUGCAAAUGCCGGGUUCCUCUCUCUCCCGCCACUCGCGGGUUGCCGAGCUUCCUGAUACUUCGCCCGUUGUUACAGAUGUAACUGCGGCGGCGUCUCAUUCUGCUCGCAGCGAGAAGAUCACGCGUCAGGGAUCACCGGCUCUCGCCUCUGUCUCGAUUCCUGCCCUCCCUGACCGUUCCAGUCUUGCUUACCCUACCCGGCGUCUCCUUGCCAACGCGUCCCCGCUCAGGGUGCAACGUCCGCGUAUGCAAAUGCCGGGCUCCACUCAGGUGAGAGCGAGUGAGAGCGCAGGGUUUCACAUACAGCGGGAUGGCUCAGUGGUUAGCGCAAUUGCCACUCAAUUGGCGGACCCGGGUUUGCCUCCCGAGGCGGCAACUAAUUUUUCUUCUGUUUUUUCUCAUCCCUUUCCCCUCCUGCCGUCCUUGGGCCGUGUCUCUCCCUCUCGGGUCGAGCUCGGCGGCGGUAAGGGCGGAAAGGUGGAGACGGUGAUGUCAUCGCCGGACAGGGUGUCCGCUCUGCUGUCGGAGGUGACGGAACUGUUGAGCAAAGGAGCGAUCUCCGAGGUCCCGGAGGAUCUCAAGCAGAACGGUUUUUACUCCCGUUACUUCCUGGUUCCCAAGAAGACAGGGGGAGUGAGACCGAUCUUGGACUUGCAAUUCUGCUCGAGCAUAGACCUCAAGGAUGCUUACUUCCAUGUCCCGAUCGUUCGCAGGCACAGGAAGUUCUUCCGCUUUGCUUUUCUGGGAAAGGCGUACGAGUGUACGAGAAUUCUAUUCGGCUACGCUCUAGCCCCACGCACCUUCUCCAAAUGUCUGGAGUCGGCUCUGGAGCCUCUACGCAGGGAGGGCAUCAGGAUCCUGGCCUAUCUAGACGACCUCCUAAUUCUAGCGUCGUCCCUGGGACUGCCCAGGUCACACACUGUCCGUGUGGUGUCCUUCCUCACGCGACUGGGUCUUGCGGUGAAUUGGAAGAAGAGUGCGCCGAGACCAGCCCAGCAGGUUUCUUACCUGGGUCUGGUCAUGGACACAUGCACAAUGAGAGCGCGUAUUUCGGACUCGAGGGCUCUCGAUCUGCUUUCGGCUCUCAACCUUUGCCGGCCGUCCUGCAGGCGCCCGGUUCGGGCCAUCAUGUCCCCGCUGGGCAUUAUGGCCGCGCCUCACAAGGUGGUUCCCCUGGGCCUGCUACACAUGCGCAGCCUACAGGCCUGGUUUGCCCGCCAACGGGUCGACCCGGCAUGCCAUCGGAACCGGGCCUUGUCCCUGCCGGCUCGCCUACUAGGGGAUUUGAGCUAUUGGAGGGACCCCCUGGUUCUUUCUCAGGGCGUCCCGUUGGGCAGAGUGUCGGAAUGCAUCCAGGUCUUCACGGACGCAUCUCUCCACGGAUGGGGCGGGGUGUGCCUGGGCCAGGCAGUCGGAGGCGUGUGGCCUCCCGGCACUCGCCACAUCAACCUGCUGGAGCUAGACACGGUCUUAUUGGUGCUCAGGCAUUUCUCAGACCUAGUCGAGGGCCGCGAUGUCCUGAUUCGCUCGGACAAUCGGGCCACGGUCGCUUACAUCAAUCGUCAAGGGGGGGUCAGGUCUCCUGCUCUCCACCGGGCAGCGACACAGCUCUGGCUAUGGGCUUGUGCCCAUCUCCGCUCCCUAGCUGCGGCACACAUUCCGGGUCAUCUGAAUGUGGGCGCGGACAUGAUGUCUCGGAGCGGCCUCCAUCACGACGAAUGGUGCCUCCACCCAGACAUCGUCUCCCGCAUCUGGCUGAGAUUUGGGGAAGCUCAGGUGGACCUGUUUGCGUCCAGGCGGAACGCACACUGUCGCCUGUGGUUCUCCCUGUCUCAAGCGGAUCGCCCCCCUCUGGGGGUGGACGCGUUCGCGCACCACCCCUGGCCCCGGGGCCUCUUGUACGCGUUCCCUCCGCAACGCUGCAUAGCGCGCCUGCUGGCUCGGAUCAGGACGGAGAGGCUUCGGGUCAUCCUAGUGGCACCCGACCGCCCCUCAGCCAUCUGGUAUCCGGAGAUGAUCCAGCUGCUGGUGGACCGUCCCUGGUCAAUUCCGCCCAGACAGGACGCGCUGUCCCAAGCGGAGGGCUCGAUUCUACACCCUCCAGUGCUCUCAGGAGCCCUCAGGGUCUGGCACCUGAGCGGGUCAGGCUCUUGA